This is a messenger RNA of Temnothorax curvispinosus, 2849 nucleotides long. RefSeq names its product calcitonin gene-related peptide type 1 receptor (gene Dh31-R). Gene Ontology annotation, molecular function: G protein-coupled peptide receptor activity. Gene Ontology annotation, cellular component: plasma membrane. The record is from RefSeq and is a predicted model, not a curated record. Bases 24 to 1307 code for a protein of 427 amino acids. Lineage: Eukaryota; Metazoa; Arthropoda; Insecta; Hymenoptera; Formicidae. Gene Ontology annotation, biological process: adenylate cyclase-modulating G protein-coupled receptor signaling pathway; cell surface receptor signaling pathway. The transcript has 10 exons.
AAUAUAAGACAGAACAUAUAUAAAUGAAGCAAGAAUAUUGGACGGGAUUUAUUACCAUGAUGGCGCACAAAUACUGCGAGCUGAACGGUACGUGGUUCCGACAUCCCGAAUCUAAUCAAAUAUGGAGCAAUUACACGACUUGUGUAAAUCUACAGGAUCUGAGGUGGCAGCAAAGUAUAAAUGGAAUCUACGAGGCGGGAUACGCGAUAUCCUUGGUAGCUCUAUUGCUUUCCUUAGGAAUUCUCACGUACUUCCGAUCUCUCAGAUGCGCACGGAUUACGCUGCAUAUGAAUCUAUUCAUCUCGUUUGCGUUCAACAAUGCCUUAUGGCUGGUCUGGUACAGGUUCAUAGUAGCGAAUACGGAUCUACUACUUAAUAAUGGCAUAUCAUGUCGCGUUCUGCACGUAGUCCUUCAUUACUUUCUAUUAACAAACUACGCUUGGAUGCUCUGCGAAGGCUUCUACCUGCACACGUUGCUAGUGAGUGCAUUCACUAGCGAGCACAAAUUAGUGAAUUGGCUGAUGGGACUCGGGUGGCCAGUGCCAGCUGUAAUCGUCACCUUAUACACAGCAUUACGUGCAUCCAGCGACGACCCUGCGGACACCGAGCAGUGCUGGAUCAACGAGGGCAACUAUAUGAACACGCUGAUUUAUCCCGUAUGCGUUUCCACCUUGUUGAAUCUGCUUUUCCUGUUUAAUAUCGUGAGGGUACUUCUCACGAAGUUACGUGCCGGUCCCGCCAUUGGAACGCGCCCUUCACGAUCUAUGCUGCAAGCUUUCAGGGCCACGUUACUUUUAGUGCCUCUCUUGGGCCUUCACUAUUUAGUAAUUCCGUUUCGGCCACCAAAGGACCAUCCUUGGGAGAAAUUUUACGAAGUCCUUUCCGCAAUCACAGCUUCUUUUCAGGGUCUCUGUGUGGCUGUGCUUUUCUGCUUUUGCAAUGGCGAGGUAAUAGCACAGUUCAAGAGAAAGUGGGAUGGCAACGCCUUUUUGCGAAAACGAGCCACUUCCUGCACGGCCACAACAGUCUCGGUCCGAUGGCGGGAGAGGAGAAGGUGUGACUAUCAGCCGGCAGCGUCGGCGGUGCCGAAGGACGACGACUGUAAUAAGCGAUUGUCGAGCGAGGAUCAGCAGCUGCAGCAGCAGACUGUGCAGAUGAUCGCCACGGGUCGGCCAGGUAAUCAUGGCAACAACAAUCACACGCGGGUCCUCAUCAAACGCGGUGCCGGCGGCGGCGGCGGCGAUGGCGACGGCGACGGCGACGGCGACGAUACUUCCCACGAUGAGUGCGAUCAGACGCAGUGUUGAUGACGACCGACCGGAUCAGCACCGGGGAUGAUCGCGCUAUGGGACCACAUAGAAAAUCACUUCUCCCUCAUCCCGAAGAUAGGCACCUCUUCGCGAGAUGGGCGAGAAAUCGGAGUCGGCGGAAUUUAUCACGUCGCGAUUCGCGAUUCACGAAUGUGUGACGAGUUACGGGUUAAUAACGGUAAACCGGUGCAAAUCAGAAGAUAUAGCGUAUCUUAUCUUCUACGUGUAAUAUAAUCAUUCGUCAAGAGAACGCCUUCCUUUUGUCAUUAUGUAUACGUACGGUUCUCUUUGGUAUACUGCAGAAGGAAAAGCAAUGUAACGGAAUGAUUUAAAUUCGCAUCGAAUAUUCGCACGAAACCUUUUAUUUUUUAUCUUUAAAAAAAAAGAUUUGUACUACUGCUUCGCUCCACCGCUCAAUAUCAAACGGAGCUACAAAAAGACGCGAUCAAAGAUAUUUUAUAAUACUCGUGGGCAUAAAAGUCUAAGUCCUAAAAAAUUUACCAAUAAUGAGACCCCGAACUCUAAAAGCUCCAUGAUUAUUUUUUUAAGGAAAAAAUAGUGAUAUGUUGCGAAGAGAGAGGUGGAACGCUUUUUUAACAGAUUUUGAUUUUUAUGUAACGUGAAUCUCGUCUAUAACGAAACAGAUAGAAAUGUGCAUAGUUACAAUUUGUAUUAAUUUGAUGAAGAAGAAAAAUCAUAUCGGUGAUCAUACGAUCGUCGCUUUUAUACUAGUGAAGAGUUAUUCUUUGUCCGUGCAAUGUUUAAAAGUGAUCUAUUAGCGUUAGGGUUUCUGGCCAAUCGUUUCGCACUAAAUGUGAUGUAAUUUGUUUGUAUAUGUAUAUUUCAACAUCUAUGUAAUGUUAUAUAGGUAUAUUGAUCGACUGUAUGCUGAAACUCAUUGUUCGCGACACAUUGCAAUUCUAAUAAAAGAAGUUUGUAAUUAUAAUAAAUGUCGAUACCAUACAUACUAGUCUUAACUGUGCGUAAAUAGAUAUAUCUGUCAUAAAAUAGAUCGCAAAACUGUAAAAAUCAUGAAUAAAACAAAUUAAAUUUUCGAGAAUAAGUUUAUAGAUUAAGGACGAAGAAAUUUCGUGAAACUUAAAAGAAGAGUUCGAUUAAAGCAAUUGCAAAAGGAUUUCGAGAAUUUUCAGGAAUCUCGAAAUCUAAAAAAUCCUAAAUUUAGGUACGCGUAUAGCGUUUAAAGAUGUUUUCCGAACUUUAAACUUUUCUUCGACGAAAAUGACAAUGGCCAAAGAAGGCUUAUUUUGUUCGUAUAUAAUUGUAAUAUCGUACAAUCAUUUUGUUACGUGUGUGUGUGUAUAUAUAUAUACAUAUACAAAAUUCUAUGUAAUGUGUCGAUUAUUUAUAAACAGUUCUAUAAAAAGUAAAAUGUGAAUAUUAUAUACAUAUAGCGUGUAUAAUCUUGAUGAUUGUAAGAAAUUCAUAUCUCUGCAAGCGAAACAAAUCUCAAGAAAAAUGUUUAAAAAAUUUAAUAUAUUUUGCGAAAGGACACAAAUAAACUAACCAAUCUCGAUUUAA